GAGUGUGUUAAAGGAAGCACCUUUUGUCUUCUUCGUAAUUCGCAGAGAAGACACUACACUGAGAGAGAGGAACACAAACAAAAAGCGAUGUCGCAGCUCUUAUCUUCUCCUCCAACGGCGGCCAGCUCCAAUCUUCGCUUUCUCUCUUCGUCUUCAGUACUCGUUGCCGGCGGUGUUGGAGUGAAACGGCAUGGGGUCGCCUUGAAACCGACGUCGAAGACGGUGGAGCUCUCGGUUAAGUCCCGUCAGACGGAUUACUUCGAGAAGCAGAGGUUCGGUGACUCUUCUUCUUCUUCUUCUUCUUCGCUUUCAUACUCCUCACAAAACGCUGAAGGAUCGCCAGCUAGAUUUUAUGUUGGUCAUUCGAUAUACAAAGGGAAAGCUGCGUUAACAGUAGAUCCAAGAGCACCAGAGUUUGUGGCUUUAGACUCUGGAGCUUUCAAGUUGUCAAAAGAUGGUUUUCUACUGCUCCAGUUUGCUCCUUCAGCUGGUGUUCGACAAUACGAUUGGAGCAAGAAACAGGUGUUCUCAUUGUCUGUUACAGAAAUCGGAACUCUGGUUAGCUUAGGCCCGACAGAAUCAUGUGAAUUCUUCCAUGAUCCAUUCAAGGGAAAAAGUGAUGAAGGAAAAGUGAGGAAAGUGUUGAAAGUUGAGCCUCUCCCAGAUGGUUCUGGUCACUUCUUCAACCUAAGUGUACAAAACAAGCUUUUGAAUGUUGAUGAUAACAUUUACAUACCAAUCACUAGAGCAGAGUUUGCUGUUCUCAUCUCUGCUUUCAAUUUUGUCUUGCCUUACCUUAUAGGCUGGCAUGCAUUUGCAAACCCCAUCAAACCAGAAGACGCAAACAAGAUGAACAACGCUUCGCCCAACUAUGGAGGAGACUAUGAAUGGAAUAGAUAAGGAAUCUUAGGGAUAUCAGAGAUCAUACUACUUUUUUUUGGUUCGCUGAUAGCGUUGAUCUCUGUUCGUAGAAUCGUAGGUAGCAGAAGAGACUAAACUAGUAUUUUUUUGGUUUUUCCAGUCUUUUUUGACCAAACGUGGAAGUGCAUUUGUGUUGUCUCUCUCGGUUGUACCUCAAAACAAUAGUCAAUUGAUAUCUUUAUUUUAGCUGUUA
This is a messenger RNA of Camelina sativa (false flax), 1114 nucleotides long. Its product is annotated as single-stranded DNA-binding protein WHY1, chloroplastic. Lineage: Eukaryota; Viridiplantae; Streptophyta; Magnoliopsida; Brassicales; Brassicaceae. The record is from RefSeq and is a predicted model, not a curated record. Gene Ontology annotation, biological process: defense response; regulation of DNA-templated transcription. Gene Ontology annotation, molecular function: single-stranded DNA binding.